Molecule: messenger RNA, 2161 nt
Organism: Sitodiplosis mosellana (orange wheat blossom midge)
Lineage: Eukaryota; Metazoa; Arthropoda; Insecta; Diptera; Cecidomyiidae
Product: zinc finger protein 300-like
Exons: 7
Coding region: 532-1962 (476 amino acids)
Cellular component (GO): nucleus
Molecular function (GO): zinc ion binding
Source: RefSeq, a predicted model, not a curated record
UGAUUGAGCCUGGUUUUCUAAAAGAGAUUUUGUUGAUUGGAAAUUAAAAACAAAAAAAGAGUAUUACUACAUCUCGGUUGAGAAAUUGAAUUCGCCACAAACUGGCAACUGUCAAGACCGACCGACGAAUUCAUACCGUUCUGACAUUUACAUUGUUCGAGCUCAUUGUUUAUAUUUAUUUCGUUGAAAUUAUUUUUAAUAUUUCACUUCAAAUCUCAACAUAAUUUCGUCUCUAUUCAAAAGUGGAAAUCCUUAGUCCAAAAUCAAAAAAAAAAAUUUCAUUUCUUUUCAAUUGCAUUUCCCACCAAAAGAAUCAACACAUAGCAUUGCCCAUUGUUUGUUGUAACUUUAAAUUUUAGUACGACUAAAUCGAAAUGAUGACCUAGAUGGCUCACGAAUCUAACAAGUGACUUUGACAGUUCAAACCGAUUCAGCUUGUUGAUGAGAAAAAAAUUCGUCUUUGCAUUCAAACGACGCCAAUUAUUUUCUUCUUAAAGAUACGUGCGUAUAAUCGAUGAAAUUUCCGUGAAAAUGAAUAUAAAAAUUGACAUUAGUUUAUGUCGUGUGUGUUUAAAGCAGGGACCCGGCAUCAAUAUUUACACCGGCAAUAUUUUGGAAAAAUUUCUAUUCACAACUCUAGUACAAGUGGAGAAAAAUGACGGUUUGUCAGAGAUUAUAUGCAAAAAGUGUUUGGCACGCCUGCAAAUUGCCUAUGAUUUUAAAAAAGAUGCCAUCGCAUCGAAUCGAGAACUUCGCAGCUUCAUUUCGAAUGUGAACAAGCAAUUUCAACAGGUCACUGGUACCAAUACCGUUGAUACUAAAUCGAAACGCAAAUCGCAAAAGGAUGGCGAAAGUGAAUCGUUUGAUGAACUGGAAGAGGAUAUGCAAGCUCUGAUCGAUGACGAACAAGUGACUGAGUUCAAAGAUAUCGAAAUCGAUUUGCCUGACGAUACGAAAAAGGAAAUCGAUAGAGAUCAACUUGUGGAAAUACUGGGCGACAAUAAUGCCAUUACCAUUCGUAAAACACGAUCCGGGCGCACAUUUGCUGUUCAAGAGGACUCAACAGACGAACCACCAGAGAAUAUGGAAGUAUUUUUGGUUGAGGAAGGCAGUGAAGUUGAAACGGGCUACAUUGUCGAUGAGUAUGAUCAAAAUGCAGGCGAACUCAUUACAGACGAAACAGAUGAACCACAGUACUUGGAGGACGAUGAAAAUGAUGAUCAAUUGUAUGAACCGGAGACAAGCAAGAGCAGAAGUACACAUCAAAAGACGACAAGAAGCGCUAGCAGUUCAAAUCAAGAUAAUCGUUGCGAAGUGUGUCACAAGACAUUCAGCACACGAACCAAUUUAACACGGCACAGAAUCACACACGAAGGUCGAAAACCAUACGUUUGCCAGAUUUGUGGCAAUGCUUUCACCCAAAAUGGAUCGUUGAAGUCGCACAUGUUCAUUCACACGGGCGAACGCCCAUUCCAGUGCAAAGAAUGUGGAAAGGCAUUCACACAGAGUAAAUCGUUGGUAUUCCACUUGCGACGACACACGGGUGAGAAACCGUUCCCAUGCACAUAUUGUGGCAUUAAAUUCCGGCAGAAGGAUGGUCUUAAGCGUCACAUAGCCGCCAAACAUGCACCAGAUCGAUCGAAGCACCACGUUUGUGAUAUUUGUGGCAAGGUUCUAUUGUCCAAAUAUUCGCUGAACAUGCACUUGAAUCGGCAUUCCACCCAAGAGCUAACUGCUCACGGAAGAAGCACCAAUAAAUCAGAAAAUUCAACAGGCAAUGAUUGCAUUUCAGCUGACGGUGUGAAGAGUGAAGACGAAAAGAUCAGAGGCGACAUGGGUUGGGAUGAACUCUAUUCGUGUGACUUUUGCGAUCAGGCUUUCACCAACUCAAAUGAUUUGAUAGAACACCAAGAAUCGCAUCCUGAAGCCAAUGAUGAUCAACCCAUGGAAGACUCUAGUUAGAAGUGAUUAAUAUAAGAAUAUCCUAUUUUUAAGCAACAGUAAUUGUAUGAAAUGCCGUCUCUUUCCAAAAUCCUUUCUUUUGGCCCAUAUUUUUCUAUAUAAGACAGUUUUAUUUUGAGGCUUCGAAUAUUUUCAAUAUUGUUCAGAUACUUGUAUAUGGUUAAGACAACACAAUAAAUCAAACACUGAAGACAGUCAA